GAUUCUGUGAAGUUCACUCUAAAAAUAUUCUUCUUAUGAGAAAUAUUGAUAUGAGUAUAACAAUUAAAUUAGAGAUGUUAAGACAAGGAACUGGUUUAAAUUGGGAUUCUGCGAUACUCAUUCUAAAAACAUUCUUGUACAAUAUUCUUAUAAGAAAUAUUGAUACGAGUAUAACAAUUAAAUUAGAGAUAUUAAGACAAGGAACUGGUUCAAAUUGGGUUUUGAACUAA
Molecule: messenger RNA, 230 nt
Organism: Dentiscutata heterogama
Lineage: Eukaryota; Fungi; Glomeromycota; Glomeromycetes; Diversisporales; Gigasporaceae
Source: the annotation of a GenBank genome assembly